AUGGAGGAGAGACAAACCCUCACAGUUCGAAUCACAAACAUCCCACAAACCGCCAUAGCCAAAGAACUCUUCACCUUCCUCGAAUCCACAUUGGGAAAAGGCACGAUCUUUGCCUGUGAAAUCUUCACGGAGUACAAUAACUGGAAGUCCAGAGGCCAUGGCAGGGUCCAGUUCGACACCCAAGAAGCCAAGAAUAAUGCCUUAUCACUCUCUCAACAAAGGAAGCUCUUUUUUAGAGGGGCCCACCUCGUGCUUUCUCUGUCUUUUGAUGACGUCAUCAGCAGGCCAUUGGAUCCUAGAAAUAGGGUUGAAGAUGGUAAUGGAGUGACCCUUUUUGCUGGGGUGAUGAUCAGAGGGGACUGUUUGGGGAUUUUGGAGUUUUGGGAUUGUGUGAAAUUGUGGGUUGUGCCUGAGAGGAAGAGGCUUGAGCUGUUUUUGAGUCAUAAAGAGGAGUGCUAUAAAUUGGAGGUGCAGUUUGGGGAUGUUUUGGAAACUUGUGGGUGCUGUUUGGAUGGGAACAAACAGAAAGUUGAUGCCAUUCUUUUGAAGCUCAAAUAUGCGCCUAAAGUUUACAAGAAGGUUUCUGGACCAGAUGUUGCUUCAAAAUUCCGUACCGACAGAUAUCAUAUCUGCAAGGAAGACUUUGACUUUCUCUGGGUUCGAACAACUGAUUUUUCCAGUAUGAAGUCAAUUGGAUACUUGUCAUCGCUUUGUUGGAAAAUCGAACAAGGAUCAUCGAAUGUAGAUAUAUAUAACAGUUUGCCAUAUUAUAAGAAAGAUGUGAUGGAACUAUCUCUGAUAGAAGGCAAAAAGUUCCAUUCGGCUUCUAAUUUGGUUCCACUCGUGAUAAAUCACUCGGAUUUCAAAUUAGGAUAUGAGGUCCUCAGCGGAAUAGAUAUCGACACUGCAGUGUUAGUUCUUCAGAAAAUGCACAAGUUGGAGUCGACUUGUUUUGAGCCGGUUUCAUUUAUCAAAUCCCAUUUGCAUGUAGUCAAUAAGGAUGUCAAGAAUCUUGCUUCAGCAGCUUAUAACAGAUUAAUAAAUCAGAAUGUGAUGACUUGUCAUAGAGUCCUUGUAACUCCAUCAAAGAUCUACUGCUCAGGUCCUGAACUUGAAACGUCCAACUACAUCGUGAAGAACUUUGCUUCAUAUGCCUCGGACUUUGUGAGGGUCACUUUUGUCGAUGAAGAUUGGGGUCGGAUCUCUGUCGGCGCUCUUUCUACAAGCAUUAAUCGAGGCAUUUUUGCAAGGCCUCAUAGGACGGACAUAUACGAUAGGAUUUUAUCUGUCCUCCGAGAUGGGAUUGUUAUUGGAGAUAAAAGGUUUGAAUUUCUGGCAUUUUCUGCUAGUCAGCUGCGUUCAAAUUCGGUUUGGAUGUUUGCUUCAAAUGAACAUGUGAAAGCACAGGAUAUCAGAGAGUGGAUGGGUUGCUUUAGCAAGAUUCGUAGUGUAUCGAAAUGUGCAGCAAGAAUGGGUCAGUUGUUCAGUUCCUCUAUGCAAACUAUAAAAGUCCAGCCUCAAAAUGUCAAGGUUAUUCCCGACAUUGAAGUGAUUUCGGAUGGUGUGGGAUAUUGCUUUUCCGAUGGGAUUGGAAAGAUCUCCUUUGCUUUUGCCAGGGAAGUUUCACGGAAGUUGGGUUUGAGUCAUAUUCCUUCAGCAUUUCAAAUACGUUAUGGUGGCUAUAAAGGGGUAAUAGUUGUUGAUCGCCAUUCAUACGAUAAGUUGGCACUACGCAGUAGCAUGCUUAAAUUUGAAUCUAAGAACUGGAUGCUCAACGUCACUAAAUGGAGCGAGUCUAUGCCUUGCUACUUGAACAGGGAGAUUAUUAUUCUGUUAUCGACCUUGGGGAUACAGGAUGACAUAUUUUUGGCAUUGCUUGAAGAACAACUUCAACUUCUGCGCCAAAUGCUGACAAAUAGAGAGGCGGCACUGAAGGUUUUGGAGAGCAUGGGUGGAAUCGACGGAAAGGGUGUUUUAGCAAGGAUGUUGCGUCAAGGUUAUGAACCAAACAGGGAGCCUUAUCUCGUGACCAUGCUUCAGUCACUUUACGAAAACCAGCUUUCUGAUCUAAGAAGUAGGUCUCGUAUUUUUGUCCCAAAGGGUCGAGUAUUAGUAGGAUGCCUGGACGAAACGGGAAUUUUGGAGUACGGCGAGGUUUACGUACGAAUAACCAUGAAUAAGUCAGAGCUACAUAGUGGUGAACAGACCUUCUUUCAUAAGGUCGAUGAUACUACAUCCAUACUUAAAGGCAAGGUGGUGGUUACAAAAAAUCCCUGUCUCCAUCCAGGCGAUGUCAGAGUACUUGAAGCUGUCUAUGACGAGAAAUUAGACGGGAUGGGACUCGUGGAUUGCCUUGUUUUCCCACAGAAAGGAGAAAGGCCUCAUCCGAACGAAUGCUCUGGUGGUGAUCUUGAUGGUGAUCAAUAUUUCAUAAGCUGGGAUGAAAAUCUCAUCCCGGCUCGAACUGUGGAACCCAUGGACUACACUGGUCGACGGCCACGAAUAAUGGAUCAUGACGUGACAUUAGAGGAAAUUCAUAAAUUCUUUGUUGAUUACAUGGUCGGUGAUACACUGGGGGCCAUCUCUACAGCGCAUCUGGUCCAUGCAGACCGUGAACUGGAUAAAGCUCUGAGUUCAAAAUGUCUCGAGUUAGCAGCCCUUCAGUCUAUGGCCGUUGACUUUGCCAAAUCUGGAGCUCCAGCCGAGAUGCCUAGGUCUUUGAAGCCGAGAGAAUUCCCUGAUUUCAUGGAAAGGUGGGAAAAGCCAAUGUACGUCUCUCAAGGUGCACUCGGCAAGGUUUACCGUGCCAUCAUUGCGUCCCACCAUCUCAUCAAGACAAACUCCAAUUGCUCGAGUGUAAUCUUGCAUGACACGUUUGAUCAGGAUCUCAUUGUAGACGGCUACGAAGCCUUCCUGGAAACUGCUGAAAACCACAAAGAGCAGUACUUGGACAGAAUGACCACAUUGCUGAACUUUUACGAAGCAAAGAGCGAAGUCGAGAUAUUGACAGGCAAUUUGCGUAACAAGUUGAUGUACUUGAAGCAUGAUAAUAGGAGAUUUGGGGAGGUUAAGGAUCGUAUUUUGGGGUCGGCCAAGAGUCUACAAAAAGAGGCCAAGGGGUGGUUUGAGGGUAGCUGCAAUGAGACUGAUCAACAGAAAUUGGCAUCAGCAUGGUAUUAUGUGACCUAUCAUCCAACGUAUUCUCAUGGCAGUGCAAAUUGCUUGGGCUUUCCUUGGGUUGUAGGUAAUAUUUUGCUUGAAAUUAAGUCAAUUAAAAGCAAGAAGCUUGACGAAAAUCUCUAG
Molecule: messenger RNA, 3303 nt
Organism: Fraxinus pennsylvanica
Lineage: Eukaryota; Viridiplantae; Streptophyta; Magnoliopsida; Lamiales; Oleaceae
Source: the annotation of a GenBank genome assembly